CUUGAGGGUUCUUCAUUCAUCACUUAUUUUCCCACACAUGUAUUCCCAAGCUCUAAACAGAAAGGUUGAUAGGUAGGAUUCUGAGAAAUUAAACAAGAAAACAAAUGGGUUCUCACAACGCAGAAGAAGAGAGUAGUAUUAUAGAGCAGCCAUUGUUGAAGAAGGAGUAUCAUGAGAACUGUCCAGGUUGUAAGGUGGAUAAAGCCAAAGAGACCAAUAGAGGAGUGCCUGUCCGCCAUCUUUUCACUAUAUGGAUGGUUGUGUUAUGCACCACUCUGCCUAUAUCAUCUCUCUUUCCUUUCCUCUAUUUCAUGGUAAGGGAUUUCAAAAUUGCUGAAUCAGAGGAAGAUAUUGGAGGCUAUGCCGGUUAUGUGGGAUCUGCUUUCAUGCUUGGGAGAUCUUUGACAUCAGUAGUGUGGGGAAUGAUAUCGGAUCGAUAUGGUCGAAAACCUGUCAUAAUCAUAGGGGUUUUGACAGUUGUCAUUUUCAACACACUGUUUGGCCUUAGCACGAGCUUUUGGAUGGCUGUUAUUAUGAGAUUUCUUCUUGGAGGCUUAAAUGGCUUGCUUGGACCAAUGAAGGCUUAUGCUACUGAAAUUUUCCGAGAAGAGCAUCAAUCGCUAGGACUCUCAACUGUGAGUGCAUCUUGGGGCAUAGGUUUAAUUAUUGGCCCAGCAUUGGGAGGUUAUUUGGCUCAGCCAGUAGAGAAAUAUCCAAAUAUAUUUCCCAAAAACUCCUUUUGGGAUAAGUUUCCAUACUUCUUGCCCUGCUUCAUAAUCUCAGUUUUUGCACUAGCAGUGAUGUUUGGCAGCAUUUGGAUCCCUGAAACCCUACACAACCAUAUAGUUGGUGAUGAUUCUACUGAUGAAACUGAAGCUUUAGAGAAUGGAAGCAGUGAAGCUAAUAACAAAGACAAGAGAAACCAAAAGGAAGAAAAUCUUCUCAUGAAUUGGCCUUUGAUGUCAUCUAUCAUUGCUUACUGUGUUUUCUCACUUCAUGAUAUUGCUUUUCAAGAGGUUUUCUCAUUAUGGGCUGUGAGUCCGAAAAGGCUUGGAGGUUUGACAUUUUCAACUGAUGAUGUUGGUGAUGUUCUUGCAAUAUCUGGUGUGGCAUUAAUCAUCUAUCAACUCACUCUAUACCCGUCUGUGGAGAGAAUUUGUGGACCUCUCAGUAUAGCUCGGAUAUCGGCGGCUCUAUCCAUACCAUUGUUGCAAAGCUUCCCCUACAUAGCAAUGUUGUCAGGCUUCACACUGUACUUAGUACUAAACGUUGCUUCUAUUGCAAAGAAUCUCCUCUCUGUGACAAUCACAACUGGCUUAUUCCUUCUACAAAACAGAGCAGUGGAACAACACCAAAGAGGAGCAGCAAAUGGAAUUUCUAUGACAGGAAUGUCAAUAUUUAAAGCAAUAGGUCCUGCUGCAGGAGGAGCAAUAUUAACAUGGUCACAGAAGAGAAUGGGUGCUUCUUUCCUCCCAGGUCCCCAUAUGGUAUUCUUUGCCCUGAAUUUAGUUGAAGGAAUCGGACUGCUUAUGAUGUUCAAACCAUUUCUGGGAGAGAAAAAGAAGAAACCUUCACAACAGCUAUACUGAUAAGACCAGAUUUUGCACAAAAGGCUUGAAGCAUUCUACCAAGUUCUGAGAUCACACAAAAGACAUAAAUGCCUGCUUCUAAUUGAUGGAGCAAUAAUAUGUUAUAUUAUAUAUGUAACUUGAAUUUUUCUUUGUCAUUAUGACAAAUAAUGAUGAUAAUAAGAAGAAAAAGAAGAUGGAGAAAAAGAAGGCAAGAAAUAUGGAAGAGAAACAGUCAUAUGCUAUUGUACUA
This is a messenger RNA of Prosopis cineraria, 1821 nucleotides long. Its product is annotated as protein ZINC INDUCED FACILITATOR-LIKE 1-like. Gene Ontology annotation, cellular component: plasma membrane; plant-type vacuole membrane. Bases 105 to 1589 code for a protein of 494 amino acids. Gene Ontology annotation, biological process: regulation of stomatal closure; transmembrane transport. The transcript has 18 exons. NCBI's taxonomy places the organism in Eukaryota, Viridiplantae, Streptophyta, Magnoliopsida, Fabales, Fabaceae. Gene Ontology annotation, molecular function: solute:potassium antiporter activity. The record is from RefSeq and is a predicted model, not a curated record.